AUGGCCCCGAUGGAGGACAUGCUGCUGCCCCCGGGUUGGGAGGAUCUGGAUAGACAAAUGGGCCAGCUCUUUAUGAUGGGCUUUGAUGGCACCACGGUCACCCCACAGAUCCGCUCGCUCAUUGAGGACUACCAUCUCGGCUCCGUGCUGCUCACGGCCAAAAAUCUCAAAUCCGCUGAGGAGACAACCCGGUUGGUCCUGGAACUGCAGACGAUCGCCCGUGAUGCUGGCCAUCCGGUCCCAUUACUGAUCGCUCUGGAUCAAGAGAAUGGCGGUGUCAACAGUUUAUAUGACGAAAUUUAUAUACGCCAAUUUCCCAGCGCCAUGGGCAUUGCGGCGACGGGGUCCAAGUCGCUGGCUCAUGAAGUGGCAGUUGCAACCGCGCAGGAGCUCAAGGCUGUCGGGGUCAAUUGGAUUCUCGGCCCGGUGCUGGACGUGUUGACCAAUGUGCGCAAUCAACCGUUGGGCGUCCGAACCGCCGGUGAUGACCCCCAGGAAGCCUCACAGUACGGCGUGCAGGUUAUGAGAGGAUAUCAAGAAGCUGGGCUCGUCACCUGUGGCAAGCACUUCCCUUCUUACGGCAACCUGGAGUUUCUCGGCUCGGAUACCGACGUCCCUAUCAUCACGGAGUCACUGGAGCAACUCAGUCUGAGCGCCUUGGUGCCUUUUCGCAAUGCCAUCACCCACGGUCUGGAUGCCAUGAUGGUAGGUGGGGUGUCCAUGUCAUCGGCUGGCAUGAAUGUCAUGCACGCCUGUCUGAGCGAUCAAGUCGUGGACGAUCUUCUUCGCAAAGACCUCGGUUUUCAAGGAGUCGUCGUAUCAGAGUGUCUUGAGAUGGAGGCCCUGACGCACAAUAUUGGUGUUGGUGGUGGCACGGUGAUGGCAAAGAAUGCGGGAUGCGAUGUUAUCAUCAUCUGUCGGUCAUUUCCCGUACAACAAGAAGCUAUCAACGGGUUGAAGCUGGGCGUGGAGAACGGGAUUAUUGGCCGACCUCGGAUUCAACAGUCUUUGCGCCGUGUGCUCAAUCUGAAGGCUCGCUGCACUUCCUGGGACCAGGCAUUGAACCCUCCGGGACUCCUCUCGCUCACCCAGAUGCAACCAUCCCACACCAGCCUCUCCACGCGAGCAUACAACAGCUCCAUCUCAGUCUUGCGGGACAAGCACAACCUUCUUCCCCUGUCAAAUGUUAUCGAUGCCGGCGAGGAACUCUUGCUCUUGACUCCGUUGGUGAAGCCGCUGCCGGCAUCAGCAGUGUCACAAUCGGUGUCAGGAAACAGUCACUUCCCACACGGCUCGGUGUCUUGGGAUCGAACCGCCUCGGUGAUGAGUGGAGAAAGUGUCUUCAAGGAACUCGGACGCUCGCUUUCGCGACAGAGGAGCGGACGCGUGUUGCACACCUCUUACACAGCCAAUGGCGUGCGUCCUAUCCACGAGGACCUCAUCAAUCGGGCGAGUGCGGUUAUCGUGAUCACGGCAGAUGCCAACCGCAAUCUCUACCAGCAGGGGUUCACCAAGCACGUCUCGAUGAUCUGCCAGUCCCAAUACUCUCCGUCCGGGGAACGUCUUGAAAAGCCAAUGAUCGUGGUGGCGGUCAGCUCGCCGUAUGACUUCGCCAUGGAUCCAACGAUUGGGACGUAUCUCUGUACAUACGACUUCACGGAGACGGCACUCCAGGCACUGGUCAAGGUUCUAUACGGCGAUUUGACGCCAACGGGUGCAUUACCAGGAUCGAUUAGUCGCAGCCAGAAGAUCCAUCAGUCACGGCAACAUUGGCUUGUGGAGAGCUGGAACGAGGAGCGGGACGCCAAUGCUUUGGAUGCGUUGUUGGAUACAAUUCGGGGCGAUUGUACUCUUGGCCAACGCUCUGAACUGCUCGGCGUGACCUCCAACAGCUUUCUGCUGCGCCAGGGAGAGAUCGAUGAAGCACACUUUGUGGUGCGCAACAGCAGUACGCAGGCGCUGUAUGGAUUCUGCGCGACCUACUUUUUUCGGUCUACCGGCACCGGUGUCAUUGCCUGUCUGAUUGUCGACCCUGCGCGGCGCAAUCUGUCCAUCGGACACUCGCUGCACAAUCGUGCCAUUCGGACUCUUCUACAGCGCAAAGGCAUGAAACGCUUCCAGCUCGGAUCGCGCCUUCCUGGAAUUUACCUGGGCAUUCCGACGGCGAACCCCGUGGAGCGCAAGCGACUACGGCAGUGGUUCGCCAACCUAGGCUGGAACACAGCGCUGUCGCGUCCUGUCUGCAGCGUAGUGCUGCACAACUUGGCUUCAUGGACUCCCCCAGAUGGGCUGGCUACCAGCCUGCAGAACGCAGAGGUAACCUACGACCUCGUCUACGGUUGGGACUUUGCGCGGGCGAUCCUCGACCACAUCAAGACAACCGCACGUCAGGGAGUCAUCGACAUCUACCGCAUGGCUCUAGGCGGGGCACCCAAUUGCGGCAUCAUCCGCGCAAAGCGACCGCUGGAUGGCGUGGUCCUAGGAAGCGUUGUGAUAUACAAUGAGCGGUCGGCGUUGGCCGAACACAUGCCAGCGCUGCGCGCAGUGCAGACAUCUGUCGGCGGUAUUUCCUCUCCGGUCAUCUCCCCCUACGCGGGAGAAUACGCCACCGUCAUGCAGGGGUUGAUUCUGUUGGCUAUCAAGCAGAUCCGCAAGCUAAAAGCGAAUGCGGUAGUCAUGGAUUGCGUCGACGGCGACGGCAACCUCGACUGUCUAUCCACCAUGGGAUUUACUAUGCUACACAACUUCGAAGAGGUCAAUUGCGACGCCUCCACUUGGACGAUCAUGCAUUCAACCUGA
Messenger RNA from Penicillium riverlandense, 2799 nucleotides. RefSeq names its product putative beta-N-acetylglucosaminidase. Gene Ontology annotation, biological process: peptidoglycan turnover; carbohydrate metabolic process. Bases 1 to 2799 code for a protein of 932 amino acids. The record is from RefSeq and is a predicted model, not a curated record. Lineage: Eukaryota; Fungi; Ascomycota; Eurotiomycetes; Eurotiales; Aspergillaceae. The transcript has 4 exons. Gene Ontology annotation, molecular function: hydrolase activity, hydrolyzing O-glycosyl compounds; acyltransferase activity, transferring groups other than amino-acyl groups.